Messenger RNA from Xiphophorus maculatus (southern platyfish), 1493 nucleotides. Its product is annotated as N-acylneuraminate cytidylyltransferase-like. The transcript is spliced from 8 exons. NCBI's taxonomy places the organism in Eukaryota, Metazoa, Chordata, Actinopteri, Cyprinodontiformes, Poeciliidae. The record is from RefSeq and is a predicted model, not a curated record. Bases 8 to 1408 code for a protein of 466 amino acids. Gene Ontology annotation, molecular function: N-acylneuraminate cytidylyltransferase activity.
UCUGACUAUGAUUGCCCAAAAACGAGGCCCGUCCGACAAAAAUGCGACAGAAGAAGCUGAGAGUCCGAAAAAGCGCCGGACCAGACACGUAGCGGCUCUGAUUCUGGCUAGAGGCGGUAGCAAAGGGAUCCCGCUGAAGAACAUCAAACUGCUAGCGGGCGUUCCUCUGAUGGGCUGGGUGCUGAGAGCCGCCAUCGACUCGGGAGAGUUUGACAGUGUUUGGGUGUCAACAGACCACGAUGAGAUUGAAAAAGUUGCAAAAUCCUGGGGGGCCAAAGUCCACCGGAGGAGCAAAGAAGUCUCCAGGGACUCCUCCACUUCCUUGGAGACAAUUCAGGAGUUUCUCAAGGAAAAUCCAGAGGUGACAGUGGUCUGUAACAUCCAGGCUACGUCUCCAUGUCUCCAUCCAUCUCACAUAAAGAAUGCCCUGAAGAAGAUCACAGAGGACGGAUACGACUCCAUCUUCUCCGUGGUCCGGAGAUACCGGUUCCGCUGGAAGGAGGUCAAGAAAGGAAGUGAUGAAUGCACUGAGCCGGAGAAUCUGAACCCUGCGAAGCGUCCACGGCAUCAGGACUGGAACGGAGAGCUGAUUGAGAAUGGUUCAUUUUACUUCGCCACCAGAGACCUCAUCAUGAAGGAAGGACGGCUGCAGGGCGGUCGGGUCGCCUACUUUGAGAUGAAGCCAGAGCACAGCGUGGACUUCGAGGUGGACAUCGACUGGCCUGUGGCAGAGCAGAGAGUACUCAGGUAUGGAUACUUUGGCCGGGGAGUGUCUCUGAUGUUCUGUGAAGUUUCUGGAUGUUUGACAGAUGGACGGGUCCACUUGUCUGGGUCCCUGGACAGGCCUGGAGUGUCCUUUGCUGGUGGCCCGUGUGACACUGAUUCUGAAGUGGUCUCUGCUAACGUGUCCGACUCUGAAGCGUCCUCUGCUAAGGGCUCCAUCCACAGCAGAGACACAGAAGGAUUCAGUGUCUCCAUCCACAGCAGAGACACAGCAGGACUCAGGAAGCUGCAGAAGAACGAUCUGAAGGUGGUGCUGCUGAUCUCUGAGGAAGAUGUGCUCCGACAGAUGCGUUUUAAACUGAAGAUGAUGACGGGCUGUGAAGUGAUGUUAGUCGGAGAGGAUCCACUAAAAGAUGUGCAGUCGAUGGUGGAGAAGGAGAAGCUGGACUGGAAGGAUGUGGCCUACAUAGGCUGCGACGCAGCGUCCGCCAGCUGUCUGCACCUGGCGGGUCUGAGCGCGGCGCCUGCAGACGCCCAGCCCGACGCCAUCAGGGCCCGCAAGUUUGCCUGCAAACAAGGCGGCGGGGCGGGCGCUGUGUGGGAGUUCGCUGAACACGUCCUGCUCCAGAAGCAGCAGGCCAGGCUCCAGAUGAAGCAGGAUUUGAUCGACCGCAACUGCUUCUGAUGUCAGAACCUGGAUUAAGAUGCGACACGUUUUGUGUGAAGUACUUGGGAUGGUCAUUAAAAAUCACUGAUUUCUUGUUUCUGCA